Messenger RNA from Chenopodium quinoa (quinoa), 465 nucleotides. RefSeq names its product putative glycine-rich cell wall structural protein 1. The transcript has 2 exons. The record is from RefSeq and is a predicted model, not a curated record. The coding region runs from base 1 to 465 and encodes 154 amino acids. Lineage: Eukaryota; Viridiplantae; Streptophyta; Magnoliopsida; Caryophyllales; Amaranthaceae.
AUGGCCAAUUCUAAGGUCAUUGGGGCCAUGUUGGUGGCUCUACUUCUUGUGGAGAUAUGUGUUGCAAUUAGGGUACCGAGAGGGGUUAGAGUAAGUGGUGGAGGAGGCGGUGGUGGUGGAGGAGGUAGAGGAGGAGGAGAUGGUGGUGGCAAUGAGGGAUUCGGGUAUGGGUCUGGAUCAGGGUCUGGCUAUGGUGAGGGAUAUGGGAGUGCAGGUGGUGGAGGCGGUGGUAGAGGUGGAGGCGGUGGUGGAGGGGGAGGAGGAGGUAGAGGGGGUUCGGGGUCUGGAUAUGGGUCUGGGUCUGGAUAUGGAUCCGGAUAUGGGUCUGGUGGAGGUCUAGGUGGUGGUGGUGGUGGAGGCGGAGGUAGAGGAGGUGGUGGUGGAGGGGGAGGUGGUCAUGGUGGCUCUGGCUAUGGCUCAGGGUAUGGUAGUGGUUCUGGUUAUGGAAGUGGUAGUGGCGGUUAA